Molecule: messenger RNA, 3923 nt
Organism: Nestor notabilis (Kea)
Lineage: Eukaryota; Metazoa; Chordata; Aves; Psittaciformes; Psittacidae
Gene: CARD11
Product: caspase recruitment domain family, member 11
Exons: 23
Coding region: 9-3485 (1158 amino acids)
Biological process (GO): positive regulation of canonical NF-kappaB signal transduction; regulation of apoptotic process
Molecular function (GO): protein binding
Source: RefSeq, a predicted model, not a curated record
AGCCAGAGAUGGAUGACUGCCUGGAGACACUGAAAGAUGAGGAGGAAGCUUUAUGGGAGAACGUAGAAUGCAACCGGCAUAUGCUGAGCCGCUACAUCAAUCCAGCCAAGCUGACCCCCUACUUGCGGCAGUGCAAAGUCAUCGACGAGCAAGAUGAGGAUGAGGUGCUUAACUCACUUAUGCUGCCUUCCAAAAUUAACCGAGCAGGCCGACUGCUCGACAUUCUCCACACCAAGGGCCAAAGGGGCUAUGUAGUUUUCUUGGAGAGCCUAGAGUUUUAUUAUCCUGAACUCUACAAACUGGUGACAGGGAAAGAACCUACACGGAGAUUUUCCACUAUUGUUGUGGAGGAGGGACAUGAAGGCCUUACCCACUUCCUAAUGAAUGAGAUCAUUAAGCUUCAGCAGCAAGUGAAGACAAAAGAUGUGCAGCGCUGUGAACUGUUGGCCAAGUCUCGCCAGUUGGAGGAUGAGCGAAAGCAGCUCAAACUGAACAAGAUAGAGCUGCUGACCUUCCAGGAGAGAUACAACAAGAUGAAGGAGGAGAGGAACAACUACAAUGAUGAGCUGGUCAAGGUGAAAGAUGAGAACUACAAUCUGGCCAUGAGAUAUGCCCAGCUGAGUGACGAGAAGAGCAUGGCUGUAAUAAGGAGCCGAGACCUCCAGUUAGAGAUUGACCAGCUGAAGCAUCGCUUGAACAAGGUGGAAGAGGAAUGCAAGCUGGAGAGGAACCAGUCUUUGAAGCUCAAAAAUGAUAUUGAAAACCGACCCAAAAAGGAACAGGUUUUGGAGCUGGAGCGGGAAAAUGAGAUGAUGAAGACUAAAAUCCAGGAGUUACAGUCCAUCAUUCAGGCUGACAAGCGGAGUUUGCCAGAUUCAGACAAAGCCAUUCUGGAUAUUCUGGAACACGACCGUAAGGAAGCACUAGAAGAUCGUCAUGAGUUGGUCAACAAGAUCUUUAACCUCCAAGAAGAGAUUCGUCAUGUGGAAGAGUUGAGAGACAAGUAUCUUGAAGAGAAAGAAGAUUUGGAGUUAAAGUGUUCAACACUAGGAAAAGACUGUGAGAUGUACAAGCACCGAAUGAACACUGUGAUGAUACAGCUAGAAGAGGUGGAAAAGGAGCGAGAUCAGGCAUUCCGCUCGCGUGAUGAGGCUCAGACACAGUAUUCACAUUGUCUGAUUGAAAAGGAUAAAUACAGGAAGCAGAUUCGAGAGCUGGAGGAGAGAAAUGAUGAACUCCGAAUUGAGGUGGUUCGGAAAGAAGCUUGUAUUGUUAACCUGGAGUGCAAGCUCCGACGGCUCUCUAAGGACAACAACUUUCUCGACCAGAGUUUACCACGGAAUCUACCCGUCACCAUUAUCUCCCAGACGUUUGGGACUCCUGGCCCAAAAGCCAAUGGUCAGGAAGCAGAUGACUCCUCCACUUCUGAAGAGUCUCCAGAAGACAACAAAUUCUUCUUGCCUGAUCAAGCUCGACUCAAGAGAAGAUUGAAUCUAAAGGGAAUCCAGAUAAAUCCAAGAGCUAAAUCCCCUGUCAGCAUGAACAAAACGUCAGAGUUUCAAGCAGUCAGAGCACAGGAGGAAGAUGGGGCUGACGCCAGCAAUGGCCGCACGGACACAAGUUCCUCUGUUUCCAUCAGUAACUCCAUCAGCAGCUGUGAAGUCAGCAAGAUUCAAACCCUGAGGAACCGCAAUGACAGUAUCAUGUCUACCACUCCUGAGCCGCCGGGAAAUGAUUCAAUAGUGCGACGUGUCAAAGAGGACACCCCUCAGUGCAGCCUGGUUGAAGAGGACAACGACAGCUUUGGAUAUGAUGCUUUGGAGCUGGACGAUGACAGUCAUGACAGGCAGUCACAUGGAGCUCCUUCGGUGCACUCUUCCUCUUCUUCUCAUCAGUCAGAAGGCCUGGAUGCCUAUGAGCUUGAGCAUGUCAGCUCCAUAUUUAGAAAGUUCUCUCUGGAAAGACCUUUUCGUCCCUCUGUCACAUCAGUUGGUCGCAUUAGAAACUCCUGCCACACUGUCCAGCGUGUAACACUGAAUGGAGACAACCUCAACUCAGAAAUCACUCUGGUUGGGGGCAAUGCUAAAGGGAGCUUUAUUAGCUCUGUUAAGACAGGAUCACUUGCAGAGAAAGCAGGCCUUCGGGAGGGACACCAAAUCCUACUGUUGGAGGGCUGCAUUAAAGGGGAAAAUCAGAGUGUUCCCUUGGAUACUUGCACAAAGGAAGAAGUUCACUGGACAAUUCAGAGGUGCAGUGGUCCAGUAACACUCCAGUAUAAAUCAAAUCACGAAGGUUACAGGAGACUGCUGUCGGAGCUGGAAGAAGGGCUGAUCACAUCGGGGGACUCAUUUCAUAUCCGCUUGAACCUGAACAUCUCCAGCCAGCUGGACUGCUGUUCCCUGUCAGUGAAAUGUGAUGAGAUUGUUCAUAUUCUUGACACCAUGUACCAGGGGAGGUGUGAGUGGCUCUGUGCCAGAGUUGAUCUGUUCACCGACAGGGACCUGGAGAUGGGGACCAUUCCCAGCUACAGCAGAGCCCAGCAACUUCUUUUGGUGAAGCUGCAGAGGUUGAUGCACAGAGGAAGCAGAGAUGAGACAGAAAGCUCACAUAACACCCUUUGGGCACUCCGGAAUACAUUGCAGCCAGAGGAGCCUGCCCCACAGAGCGACCCAAAAGCCAGCCCUCGCCUCUCCAGAGCAAGCAUUUUUCUGGGCCAAAUAUUACAGUUUGUCAGUAGGUCUGAAAAUAAAUACAAGCGUAUGAAUAGCAAUGAGCGAGUCCGUAUCGUCACUGGCUGGCCCUCUGGUCUGGCAUGGACCUCAUCUGAAGCAAAGAAGGUUUUGCCUGAGAAACUGGAAGAUUUGGAUUCUGAAAAUGAAAUCAAUAAGAGGCUCAGUCUCAUCCCUUAUAGCUUGGUGAGACCAAUCCACUGUGAGCGCAGGCGCCCUGUACUUUUCACCCCUACCAUGCUUGCUAAGACCUUGGUGCAGAAGCUUCUCAACUCUGGAGGUGCCCUGGAAUUCAACAUAUGCAAACCAGAUAUUGUAACAAAGGAAGAGUUUUUAAGGAAGCAAAGAAUGGAGACUAUCAUCUUCAGCAGGGAAAAGAAUCUGAACACAUAUGAAUGUAUCGUACCUGCCAAUAUUGAGGCUGUCACUGCCAAGAACAAGCAUUGCCUCCUGGAAGCUGGAAUAAGCUGCACAAAGGAUUUAAUCAAAGCCAAGAUAUAUCCUAUUGUUCUUUUUAUCAGAGUCUCAGAGAAAAACAUCAAGAGGUUCAGGAAACUAUUGCCAAAGCCAGAGACUGAGGAUGAGUUUUUACGUAUGUGCCGUCUGAAGGAGAAAGAACUGGAAGCACUGCCAUGUCUUUAUGCCUCUGUAGAGGCCGAUGCAUGGAGCAGUAUUGAAGAUCUCAUCCGAACAAUAAAAGACAGGAUCGGAGAAGAGCAGCGCAAAACCAUUUGGAUAGAUGAAGAUCAGCUAUAAAAACCAAUAAGUAAACUGGAGCUCUUUGGUGACAAAAGGACAUAGCCAGGUGGAGCAGGGGCUCACAGAAUUCUCUGGUUAGGUGCCCAGUGCUCACUCCUGUUUCACCCCUGCUGGUUGGGGACUUCCUGCUGGGGGAAUGCAUCUAUGGAAUAGAAUUGGAGCUGUGUUGAAUAGCCAGUGUCUCAGGUGCUGGGGAUCUAGGAUGUGGGUCAAACCACAGCCCCACCACAGCUUCUGGCUCACCAGCAUCUCUUAAGGAACAGCAGCUGUUUAACAUGUGAGAAGGACAAAGAUCUUGAGAGGGAGCUUGGGGUAAUUUAUUAUGUUAAAACUAUGGAUCUCAUUUGGCUCAUUGAAAAACUUCUGAUGAGACCAGAUAAGUAGAAUUUAAGAGGAAUAAAUUAAAACAUGGGGAUUGGGCUAAAGGAUAUGGAA